GCGAGCCGGGAAGAUCUGCCUGGAAUUAUUCCUUUCCCUCUUUUUUCCUCCACCUCUUCUGCCCACCCCGCUUCUUCCCUUGCUCUCGGUUUCCUGGUUGGUUUCGCUUUAGGCUCUGGAAGGUGGGGUGGAGGCGGGGUAGGGGGUCGGGGGCGGAAAAAGAAAAGAAAAUGGUGCAUGAUCGCGAACCGGAGCGGGGCGAUUCUCGGCUGCUUUUUCGCUUUUUAUUUUGGACCGAAAAGUUGAUGGUUCUAAAGGAAGCACCAGCCAACCGGGACUAACCUCCUCACGCUCUCUGUCUUCCUCCCCCCGGUAAUGCAAAUACUCAUUUAUGGCGGCAAUCUUCUUUUCGGGAGAUACGGAUCUAAGAUUUAAAAUCCUUGCCUCUGAAUCAUAAACUAAGGAGCGAAGUGAGCUGAAAAGGAUGUUGAUGUGGAAUUAAAAACAAAAGCGUUCUUCAGGCGUCCCCUCCUUUCUCCUCCUUUUCUUCCCCUUCCAGCAUUGGGGGUAAAAGACGCGGAAUUUCUCCUCUUUUGUUUGCUAAGUUCCCCCCCACACUCCCUUUCGGUUCAGAGUUUGCUAGGGGAGGGGAGGCAUCCAGGCCGCCAUGGCGUCUCUUUUUACCAAUGGACCCUGCAUCCAAAGUGAAGCCGAAGUAGUCCACCUCUAUAGGAGUCUGGAGGUGGGCACAGUGAUGACUUUGUUUUACUCCAAGAAGUCCCAGAGGCCUGAAAGGAAAACGUUCCAGGUCAAGUUGGAAACCAGGCAAAUCAUUUGGAGCAGGGGAUCGGACAAAAUCGAAGGCGCGAUUGACAUUCGUGAGAUCCAAGAAAUCCGUCUCGGAAGAAAUUCGAGAGAUUUUGACAGAUACCAAGAGGAUCCUUCAUUCCGGCCAGAACAGUCUCACUGCUUUGUUAUACUUUUUGGCAUGGAAUUUAGACUGAAAACACUCAGUCUGCAAGCCACAUCCGAAGAUGAAGUCAACAUGUGGAUCAAAGGAUUGAACUGGCUGGUGGAGGAUACCCUGAAGGCUGCCACCCCACUGCAGGUUGAAAGGUGGCUUCGGAAGCAGUUUUACUCGGUUGAUCGCAACAGAGAAGACAGGAUUUCUGCAAAGGAUCUGAAAAACAUGCUAUUUCAAGUCAACUACCGUGUCCCUAACAUGAGGUUUCUGCGUGAGAAGCUCACUGAUGUGGAGCAGAGAAAUGGGGAUAUCACAUAUGGACAAUUUGCCCAGUUGUACCAGAGCCUGAUGUACAAUGCACAAAAAGGAUUGCCUGUUCCAUUCUUAGAAAGUGGUGGGGAGAGAUCCGACCAAAACAGAGUAUCCCUGACGGAAUUCCAGAUGUUUUUGCUAGAAUAUCAAAUGGAACACUGGGCUACUAACCUAGCCUUGGUUCAAGAUUUUAUAUUCAACUUCUUGAAGGACCCACUGCGGGAAAUUGAAGAACCCUAUUUUUCCCUGGAUGAGUUUCUUGCCUUCCUGUUUUCCAAAGAGAACAGCAUCUGGAACUCAGAGCUUGACGUUGUGCGACCGGAGGACAUGAACAAUCCCCUCUCCCACUACUGGAUUUCCUCCUCACAUAAUACGUACCUGACAGGAGACCAGUUCUCAAGUGAGUCCUCGCUGGAAGCCUAUGCUCGUUGCCUGCGCCUGGGAUGUCGCUGUAUCGAGCUUGACUGCUGGGAUGGCCCUGAUGGGAUGCCCGUGAUUUAUCAUGGACACACAUUAACUACCAAAAUCAAAUUUUCGGAUGUCCUAGCCACUAUCAAGGAGCACGCUUUUGUGACCUCAGACUAUCCUGUGAUCUUGUCCAUCGAAGAUCACUGCAGCAUUGCCCAACAGCGGAAUAUGGCUCAGAAUUUUAAGAAGGUUUUUGGAGACAUGUUGCUGACCAAACCAGUAGAUGUCUCUGCUGAUGGGCUGCCAUCACCAAACCAGCUGAAGAGGAAGAUCCUUAUAAAGCACAAGAAACUGGCCGAGGGCAGUGCUUACGAAGAAGUGCCAUCAUCUGCUGUGUAUUCAGAGAAUGAUAUCAGUAACUCAAUCAAGAAUGGGAUCCUCUACCUGGAAGACCCUAUCAGUCACGACUGGAACCCACAUUACUUUGUCUUGACCAGCACCAAAAUCUAUUACUCUGGGGAAAGAACCAGUGAUUUGGGAAAUGAAGAUGAGGAGGAGCAAAAGGAGGCAAGCAACAGUGCUGAACUGCACUCCACUGAAAAGUGGUUCCACGGCAAGCUGGGAGCAGGGCGUGAUGGGCGCCAAAUUGCUGAACGGCUGCUGUCUGAGUACUGCAUUGAGACGGGGGCUCCCGAUGGCUCUUUCCUGGUGCGGGAGAGUGAGACCUUUGUGGGUGAUUACACCCUUUCCUUCUGGCGCAAUGGGAAAGUGCAGCACUGCAGGAUCCAUUCCCGGCAGGAUGCUGGCAGCCCCAAAUUCUUCCUCACAGACAACCUGGUGUUCAACAGCCUCUAUGACCUCAUCACCCAUUAUCAGCAAGUUCCGCUCAGGUGCAACGAAUUUGAGAUGAGACUGACUGAGCCAGUGCCACAGACCAAUGCUCACGAGAGCAAGGACUGGUACCAUGCCAAUCUCACCCGAUCCAUGGCAGAGCGGAUGCUGAUGAGGGUGCCAAGGGACGGAGCCUUCCUUGUGCGCAAGAGCAGUGAGCCAAACUCCUAUGCAAUCUCCUUUCGGGCAGAAGGGCAGAUCAAGCACUGCCGGGUUCUGCAGGACAACCAGACUGUCUUCUUGGAUAACUCAGAAUUUGACAGCCUGGUGGACUUAGUCAGUUACUAUGAGAAGCACCCACUGUACCGCAAGAUGAAGCUGAGGUAUUCGAUUAAUGAGGAAACCCUAGAGAAGUUUGGGACGGCGGAGCCAGAUUAUGGUGCCCUCUCUGAAGGACAAAAUCCAGGAUUUUAUGUUGUGACCAAUCCAAUGCCUACCUUCAAGUGUGCUGUAAAGGCUUUGUUUGAUUACAAGGCUCAACGGGAGGAUGAGCUCACAUUUACAAAAAAUGCUGUCAUCCAGAAUGUCGAAAAACAAGAAGGAGGCUGGUGGAGAGGAGACUAUGGGGGUAAGAAGCAGCUAUGGUUUCCAGCUAAUUAUGUGGAAGAAAUCAUUGGUCCAACUGGCCUGGAGCCUGAGAGGGAGGAGCAGCUAGAUGAAAACAGUCCCCUGGGAGACAUGCUUAGAGGGGUCCUGGAUGUACCAUCUUGUCAGAUUGCCAUCCGCCCUGAGGGGAAAAACAACCGCAUGUUUGUAUUCUCUAUCAGUAUGGCUUCAGUCUCUCAAUGGUCCCUGGAUGUGGCUGCUGAUACACAUGAAGAUCUGUUGGACUGGGUGAAGAAGAUCCGUGAGACAGCCCAGACUGCUGAUGCCCGGCUUUCUGAAGGAAAGAUGAUGGAGCGAAGAAAGAAGAUAGCACUAGAGCUUUCUGAGCUAGUCAUCUACUGCCGUCCUGUUCCUUUUGAUGAAGAGAAAAUUGGCACAGACAGGGCCUGCUACAGAGACAUGUCCUCUUUCCCUGAAACCAAGGCAGAGAAGUAUGUCAACAAGAUCAAGGGCAAGAAAUUCCUGCAGUACAACCGGUUGCAGCUUUCCCGCAUCUAUCCAAAGGGACAGCGACUGGACUCUUCCAACUAUGAUCCCCUGCCUAUGUGGAUCUGUGGCAGCCAGUUGGUGGCGCUAAACUUCCAAACACCAGAUAAGCCAAUGCAAAUGAAUCAGGCCCUCUUUAUGGCAGGAGGCCGAUGUGGCUUCAUGUUGCAGCCACCCAGCAUGCGGGAUGAACACUUCGACCCCUUUGACAAGAACACUGUACAUGGACUGGAGCCCCUUUACAUCUCCAUUGAGGUCCUUGGGGCACGACAUCUUCCAAAAAAUGGAAGGGGAAUUGUCUGUCCAUUUGUAGAGGUUGAGGUGUGUGGAGCAGAGUAUGAUAAUACAAAGCACAAGACUGAGAUGGUGGUGGACAAUGGCCUGAAUCCUGCCUGGUCCCAGAAGUCAUUUCAGUUCCACAUCAGUAAUCCUGACUUUGCCUUCUUACGCUUUGUGGUGUAUGAAGAGGACAUGUUCAGUGACCAGAACUUCUUAGCUCAGGCAACAUUCCUUGUUAGAGGCCUGAAGACAGGAUACCGGGCUGUGCCUUUGAAGAACAACUACAGUGAGGAUCUUGAAUUGGCCUCCUUGCUAGUUAAAAUAGACAUUAUCCCUGGCAAACAGGAGAACGGCGAAAUUAGCCCCUUUGGAGCCUCAGCUUUCCGAGAGAGAUCAACAGAUUCUCCAAAUCAGCUCAUGGGCAGCCGAGCCAGAGAAGGCUCCUUUGAAGCCCGAUACCAACAGCCAUUUGAGGAUUUCCGGAUGUCACAGGAGCAGUUAGCAGACCACUUUGACAAUCGGGACAGAAGGGUACCACGAAAGACUCGGGUGAAUGGAGACAACCGCCUCUAGCCCAGCGUGGCCUGCUGUGAAGCACCCUCCCGUGCUUGUGAUUCUCAUGGAUUGCUGAACUGGUUUCUAUGGAAACGUCACUGCUUUGGCCUACUUUCAGGCAGCUUUUCCAGUUUCUCUUCUGAAGGGUGUUCAAGUGGAGAUUUUUUUAAAGGAUCAAUGUAUGAAUCAACAGUUUCAUUGUCUUCACCAUAACACUCAACAAACCUUCACCCCUACCCCACCCUUGGCCACCAGAAGACCUUCAGCACCAAACCAGAAUAGACGUAUGUUGAUUGUGUACACCUUGAGACUGGACACAAAAGCCUGUCCUCAACCCUUUUCUUCCUCGUGGGCAGUAGUUACAGAGGGAAUCUUCAGAGCUGCCCAACAAAUCAGCUUUCCUCCACUCCGUUAAGAGGACCUGAUUUUUAAAUAUAUAUAUAAUUAAUAAUAAACACCUUAAUCACUA
This is a messenger RNA of Varanus komodoensis (Komodo dragon), 4910 nucleotides long. It is a transcript of the gene PLCG1, whose product is annotated as phospholipase C gamma 1. The transcript has 32 exons. The record is from RefSeq and is a predicted model, not a curated record. Gene Ontology annotation, biological process: positive regulation of epithelial cell migration; phospholipid catabolic process; phosphatidylinositol-mediated signaling. Lineage: Eukaryota; Metazoa; Chordata; Lepidosauria; Squamata; Varanidae. Gene Ontology annotation, molecular function: protein binding; phosphatidylinositol-4,5-bisphosphate phospholipase C activity. The coding region runs from base 608 to 4459 and encodes 1283 amino acids.